AAGUUUUUUUUUGUUUUUUUUCUCAUGCUUGUGCAGAUUUGAAUGUGAAUCAGAGAGGGUCAUCAGCGCCCCCUGUUGUUUGGGUAUAUUAACGUAGUGAUUCUUUCCGACCUUCCUUUUCUUCCAAUGAAAGUUUGACAAGUCAUUUCCUCAUACAAAGGCUGUACUAAACUUAGGAAGUGUUUUGUUUGCAAGUCAGAUGUGUUCUCAGAGAAAUCUUUAUUCAGUCUGUCUCUAAAUGGCGCUUGAGGAUGAGCUGUCUUGUCCUGUGUGUACUGAACUCUUCAGUGAUCCGGUGUUAUUGAGCUGUGGACACAGUUUCUGCCGGCAGUGCAUUAAUAGUCACUGGACCUCCAGCAAAUCCAGAAACUGUCCCGUCUGUCGACAGGUGUCACCGCAGGAACCGGUGUCCAACCUGUGCUUGAGAAACACCUGUGAGUCUUACCUGAGAGAGAAAAACAAGAAAGAGCAGAAGGAUGGAGAACACGAGUGUCCGAUACAUGGAGAGAAAAUAGAACUGUUCUGUCAAAAUGAUGAACAGACUAUAUGUGCAACAUGUAUGGAUUAUGAGCACAGAUGGCACAAAACACAGCCUUUACAACAGGCUGUAAAACAACGCAAGGGGAAGCUGAAAGUGGCUCUUCGUCCGGCUGAGAAUAUGUUGUUGUCAUUACGGAAUGGCGCAGCGAAAGAUGCUAAGAUCUCUAAAUACAAUCAGACAGAGAGAAGAAUCAGAGAGGAGUUUAACAAACUCCAGCAGUUCCUCAAAAAGGAGGAGGAGAGCAGGAUAGCGGCUCUAAAUGAAGAAGAGAAAGAAAAGAGAGGGAAGAUGAAGAGAAAAAUAAGCUCGCUCUCAGACAGACUGCGGGAGGUGGAGGAGAAGAUGAAGGACGACGAUGUCACCUUCCUUCAGAAUUAUAACAGCAUUAUGAACAGGGCUAAACAGACACUUCCAGAUUCAGAACUGAGUCCAGAAGCACUUAUCGAUGUUCAAAAACAUCUGGGCAACUUGAAGUACCAAGUCUGGGAGAAGAUGAAGGACAUCUGCCCUUACUACCCUGUGAUCCUGAAUCCAAACGCAGCUCCACCAGACGUCUCCAUGUCGAAUGACCUGACCUCUGUGACCUCAUGUGUCCGUCGGCAGGACGAGCCCAACCCGCUUCUUCUGCACAGGAGCCGUAUGGUGUUGGGGAGCGUGGGAUAUGGCAGUGGCGUUCAGAUGUGGGACAUUGAGGUGGGAAACAGUCGCCACUGGAGCCUUGGAGUGUGUCUUGGAUCAGAGGAAAGAUCUUUUGUGCAAAUGUUGAACCCUGAAAACCCCUGCUGCUGGGGUCUCAGACGUGAUGGAGAUGUAUACAAAUUCCUGAACACUACAGCUACGUUCAAGCUGAAAACAAAUCCCCAAGUAGUGCGCGUGAAGCUGGGGGAUUGUUUUGAUAAGAAGGGAGGAUGGUGGAGGAAUGUGAGCUAUUUUGAUGCUACACUUAAUAGCAUUUUUGCCUAUUUUCACCUGCCUGCAGGGAUGGAGCUCUUUCCAUUCGUGAUCCCAGAAAAGCGCUCCGGUCCGCUGCGUAUUGUUCCUGCUAAAGUUACUGUGACAUUUGAGCAGGUUGAAGAGGAGAGAUCUUUGCCAGAGAGACAUACUGUCUCACCAAAGGUGCGAUGGAACGUGUUGUUUCUUGUAUUGUUCUUCUUACUUGUGGUGCUGUGUGUUUUUGUAAUGUAUCAUCUGAUAUACUGAGUAAUAAACUGUUUGUAACUCAUCAUUGUUUUAAACUACUCCGUAUCAUGGGAACCGACUGUAAUAAUAGCUACUACAAAGCUUGCGAAAACACAUUCGAUCGGAUUGUUGCAUGGACGCUCGUGGUCGAAUGCAGUCAAACAGACACUAAAGACCGCCUCUUCUCCGCCUACAGAUCAAACAUGUAAUCAGGCACAUGUUGUUGGGAAGCGUGCUAGUCAAAAUAUGUCAUUUCUAUAAAUAAAAUGCUUUAUAGUCACUGUUAGGCACAUUGAUCAUAAACACGGUUAAAAUGCAUCCUACCAGUGGCCUUCCUUCAAUGCAUUUUUUAUCAUAGGUAGAUAUUUCAAUACAAGCAUUUCAGACAAAUGUAAUUUA
This is a messenger RNA of Onychostoma macrolepis, 2119 nucleotides long. Its product is annotated as E3 ubiquitin-protein ligase TRIM35-like. The transcript is spliced from 6 exons. Gene Ontology annotation, molecular function: zinc ion binding; ubiquitin-protein transferase activity. NCBI's taxonomy places the organism in Eukaryota, Metazoa, Chordata, Actinopteri, Cypriniformes, Cyprinidae. Bases 239 to 1741 code for a protein of 500 amino acids. The record is from RefSeq and is a predicted model, not a curated record. Gene Ontology annotation, biological process: protein ubiquitination.